Molecule: messenger RNA, 465 nt
Organism: Rubroshorea leprosula
Lineage: Eukaryota; Viridiplantae; Streptophyta; Magnoliopsida; Malvales; Dipterocarpaceae
Source: the annotation of a GenBank genome assembly
AACAAUCUAAUUCUCUACCAUAUCUUCCAACCGAUGAACCAGGAGAAUAUUUGCAAUUUGAUCAAGCAGUUGAUCCAAUUACUUUGUUGACUCAUACUAGAGUGUUAGAGAGAAGAUUUUCCAUUUUGGGGUGAAACCCCGUUUGCACAGUGUGCUCACAAAUAACAAAAGGUUGAUACAAGUAGAAGUUUCCUUCAAAUGAAUGAUAUGUUGCCUCACCUAAAUCUGGCUUCCAUGUUUAACCAGGGUGAUGGCACUUGCCAGGCAGUUCCUGUCUCAACGGCUGUGUCCAUGAUUGGUUAAGGGAAGUGACCUGAGGUUGAUGGCAGUGCUGCACUCCAACAACCUUGGAUCUCUUCUAUUUCUUCACAAAAUUCCAAAAUGCCACAUAAAUAAACGAUCUUGAAAAAUAAUGCAACAGAUAGGAAUGAAUCCAAUAAUUAAUCCACUGACUACUAUUUUUUC